Hypoxylon trugodes is the source of this 2291-nucleotide messenger RNA. RefSeq names its product WD40 repeat-like protein. The coding region runs from base 249 to 1742 and encodes 497 amino acids. The transcript has a single exon. Gene Ontology annotation, molecular function: protein binding. Lineage: Eukaryota; Fungi; Ascomycota; Sordariomycetes; Xylariales; Hypoxylaceae. The record is from RefSeq and is a predicted model, not a curated record.
AAAGAGUUACAUGUGUCAAUCUGGACAAUUACUGUAUGUACCUAGGUAUUUAUCGAUAAGAGACCCAUAGCAGGACAGAUCGCGGGGUUACCUUAGAGGGGCACUCGAAAAAAAAUAUUCUUUUUACUUUGGACUUGUCCUUCGCAUACCACCCAAUUACGAAGAAUCGCCUAUUUAAAACCUAUCUACCUCAAUAAUCGUUUCUAGACAAACCAACAACAACACAUAUUUCAGAAUAGGAAGACAUAAUGUCAAAACGAACAGCGGAAGCUGGGGACGGAAACACUCCUCUCAAGGGAGGUGACCGUCCCGAACCUAUGGACAUAGACGAUAAGGAAAUGGGCGAUUUCGAAGAUGAAUUCGAGGACGAGUUCGAAAGCGAAGACGAAAUAUUCGAAGCUGGUGUCGACGGUCGACCUGACGCCGAACGCGAAGCAGAAGAAAAAGCUGCUGGUGCUAUGGAUGUCGACAACGGAACCUUCAUCGUUGGGCGCAAUAAACUUGAGGCUGGUCAACAUCUUGCGCCUGACGUGGGAACCUACGAAAUGCUUCACAACCUUAGCACGCCUUGGCCCUGCCUAUCCUUCGACAUUAUCCGCGAUGGACUUGGUGAUAAGCGAGAAAAGGCUUACCCUGCAACCAUGUACACUGUCGCCGGUACUCAAGCCGAGAGUACUCGCGCGAAGGAGAACCAAAUAAUGGUCAUGAAGUUCAGUGGUCUAAGUCGCAUGCAAAAAGACGAUGAUGACUCCGAGUCCGACGACGACGACGAAGACGAAGACGCCGACCCUAUCCUCGAGUCCAAAGCCAUCCCGCUGACCUCGACUACAAAUCGCAUUCGAAGCCACCAAAUUCCUUCCUCAGAUCCCUCGAAACCUCCUACCACCCUCACUGCGACAAUGACCGAGUCGACUAACGUCUUCAUACAUGAUGUUACCCCCCACCUAGCAUCAUUCGACAGCCCCGGCACGAUCAUUACACCACAGCAGAACAAGCCACUCUCUACAAUCCGUGCUCACAAAUCCGAAGGCUACGCGCUCGACUGGUCGCCUUUGGUACCUGGUGGUAAACUUCUUACUGGUGAUAACGACGGAUUGAUAUACGUAACGACGCGAACAGACGGUGGGGGCUGGGUUACGGAUACAAGGGCGUUCCAGGGUCACACGAACAGCGUAGAAGAGAUACAGUGGAGUCCACAAGAGGCGUCAGUAUUCGCAUCGGCAUCUAGUGAUGGCACAGUCCGCGUCUGGGAUGUGCGAAGUAAGAGCCGAAAACCCGCCAUUACAGUCCAGGUCAGCUCUACCGAUGUCAAUGUCAUGUCGUGGUCGAGACUUACGACACAUUUACUCGCGACUGGUGCCGAUGAUGGUGUGUGGGGAGUAUGGGAUCUGCGACAGUGGAAGGGAGGGGCGCAGAAGCCUAGCCCGAUUGCAAGUUUCAACUACCACAAGGAGCAGAUCACCAGCGUAGAGUGGCAUCCUACAGAUGAUAGCAUGGUCGCUGUCGCCGCGGGAGACCACAAGGUUACGCUGUGGGAUCUGUCAGUGGAGUUGGAUGACGAGGAAAGUAAGGAUACUGCGGGUGUUAAGGAUAUGCCGCCUCAGCUUCUCUUCGAACAUAUUUCCGAACACGCGAAGGAAGUGCAUUGGCAUCCUCAAAUUCCUGGUACACUGGUUGCUACCGGACAGGAGUUUAGUGUCUUCAUGCCUAUACCCGUUGUUUACGGUAUUCAUGCAAAAUAGGCAGUAAUUCGGACUGGGCAUUCGAUUCAUAAUGAAUGGCUAUCUCCCCCCGAUGCUUGAUUUUCUUCAACAGUCGUUGAGUUUGAGGGAUGCCAUCCUUUUUUCCAUCCCACCAGACUCGGUGUGGUAUUGGCGGCGCCUGUCUGCUGGAAGAGAUUAACGUCGUCCAUGGUAUCUACUCCCGUGGCGAAUUUCGGCGCGGAUACGCCUACCUCGGUAUUUUCCGACGAGCCUCUUACCGUGAAUGAGAGCGAUAGCUGGCUUGGUAUUGGUACAUAGGGCGGGAUAUAGGACGUGACGCUGACAAAAAGGUGAGGAUAUGGGGUUACGCGACAUUCAAUAUCGCCAUUGGCCAAAACAAAGGAGAGGAAUUUGCAGUAUUGAAAUGGUAGAGACGCCUAUAAGGUUCUGCUAUAUUUUCUUCACGUUUAAUGAAGUAGAAUGAAAUCUAUUUUCCAAUUCAAACCCCUACUAGGCUUUUGUGUCAAUUAUGUUUGUAAAUCGGAAUUCUAUAAAUUAUAAAUUUCGUGUAUUCAAGCCAGAGCGUGU